Molecule: messenger RNA, 3403 nt
Organism: Anastrepha ludens (Mexican fruit fly)
Lineage: Eukaryota; Metazoa; Arthropoda; Insecta; Diptera; Tephritidae
Exons: 1
Coding region: 171-803 (210 amino acids)
Source: RefSeq, a predicted model, not a curated record
AAAGAUUUUAUGAUAACUUAAAGCGAGUCUGUAAAUUCGCCUGAUAAUGAACUUUUUGAAGAAUUGUAGAUUUUUUGCUAAACGUUUUUAAUGCUGAGUAUAGAUAGUUUUGAUAGGUGGAAUAAACUUAACAGAAAAGUAAAAGUUAUUAGAUCGACAACACAUUAAAAAUGAGCACUGAACGUGGAAAUGCAUCACGAACAAGAUCUCAAAAGCAUAAAAACCGCACCGCUUUCAAAAAUGAUCUGCACGAUAAAACGCAUCAACAAAAGAAGCUAAAUUCUUUACACGUAUCUGAGGUUUGUCAACAUUGCAAGGAUGUCAUAGAAUGGAAAAUUAAGUAUAAAAAAUAUAAGCCACUGACUCAACCAAAAAGCUGCACUCGUUGUCAACAGAGGAAUAUAACAAAAGCAUACCAUGUGCUCUGUCGUCAAUGCGCCCUGGAAGCACGUGUAUGUGCCAAGUGUCUCAAAAAUGCGGAGCAGAUUGAAAUUGAACCACCACAGCCUACAAUAGAAGAGCAGAGUAAGCUACAGGUUGAAAUGGAUCGGCUUAUAAAAUCGUUGCCUGAACGUAAACGUAGAGCUUUUCUUCGUUAUAUGAAUAAAGGCAAAAGACAAGAAGCUUUAGAGCAGAGUUCGCGCGAUGAGAAAUUCGACGACGGUGAUGGACAGAAGAAGGAGUUAGUAAGCCAAAAACAUUUGCCCCACACUCGAGAAGAUCUGCUACAAAAGAUUGAACAGCUAAAGCUAAAUAAUGAUAGUUCCGGAUCGGAAUUUGAUUCCGAAAUCGAUGAAGUGUAAUUUUUAUUACAUUUAUUAGAUUAAAUAGCAAAUAAGUGAUUUCGCAUAAAGGAUAAUUUAUCUGUUUAGUGGUCUGGCCAACACAAUUAAUUCUUUUAAGUCGGUCAAAAAUUAUUAACAAAAUACAAUUCCGUAAAAAUGUUAUUUUGUGUCCCUAAGAGCCUUUGCACACGAGUCGUAUCAUUGUUGUUGUUGUUGUAGCUGCUGGAGUGACAGUCCUUGGCCGGAUAUAAAGCCGGGUCGUUUCGGUAACGUAGAACUGACUGUCAUAUCGUCAUCGUCACUACAUAAAAAAUAAUGCUUGCAUGCACAUAAUGUAGCUUGCUGUCGUCAAAGUGCGAGUUGUCAAUAUAUCGAGCCAUGAAAUGGAUCUUAUUUAUAUUCCCCAUCGGAGGAUAAAUUAAAGAAAAAGGAGGCACUGAGUACAUCCGUAAAUUAGAAAUAUCUCAAACAGCAGAUUAUUCAUUGGCACAACGAAGUUGCAAGAGGAUGAUUGUCAGUUUCAGACUUGACGAUGACGCUACGACCCGUGUACGAAGGCUCUAAUUGCUCAUUCAGUAACGCUUUGAGUUGCCGUAUUAAUGUAAACGCAAUGACUAUGGUCCUUAACGACGUAUAGCCAACUUCAUAUAUAAAUAUUUUGAAAGCGUAGCGACAAGCAAUUCAGCUGAUUUAAAGGUUUUACGUUUUUCAUAAUCUUGCGUGGCUAGCAUUUCCUACUUCACUGGCAGUACUUCGUUUGCGAGUUGUCGCCAGCAAAAUUAGAAAAAGGUUUAAUUGUGCGACAACGACAAUUUGCAGUUUGCAGCCUCUAGUCGUGCUGGCUUUAAAAUGAUUGCGUUCAUAAGAACGUGUGUAUUUUAAUAUUUGACAAAUGCUGUCUGUGGUCCGCCGUCGUCAAAGUGUUUAUACUACUACUUAACUUGAAAACGAAUUCCAUUGUUGUAUUCUUAAAAUUUUCAACAAGACAUUUUGUUAAAACAUAUAAUGUAAAAUGUAUGAAAUAUAAAUUGCGUCCCUUUAAUUAAAUCGCUGAGACUAAGACUUCUUAUAUUUAAGCGAAAAAAAUAAAAAAGAAGUUAAAUAUCAAGAUUAUUACAUAACAAUGAUUUUAAUUGAGAUUUAAAAUUAAAACCUAAAAUUUAGUAACCACGGGGGCAAGGCCUAAUGAAACGAAGAGCUUGUUCGACUCAAAAACUAUAUCAGUCGAGGAUUUAAAGCCAUGUACAGUCUUGCUAGUGGCAACGUGAAAAAGAUCAAAAUGCUGCAAGCAGCUACGAGGCACAUUAUAAUUAAUUGUAUCCAAUAAAGAGAGACAAUCAGCUGAGCCGGAGACCAUAUCAAGUAAAAAAAGGAACUGCCAAAUAAAAUUAUAGAAUAUAGAUGCAGUGCUAUUAAUUAAUCGGUUGGCACCGAGAAUUAUAGACAGGCAAAGGUUCUGAGGGACUUCUAGAGAGACAACGGAAAUGAAAAACAGUAUGCUCCAAUAUCGAACGGACAUACACAUGACCCAUACACAGUUUUGAAUCAUGGAAAAGCUUUAUAAAUAAUAUAUUGUACAAAAAAGCAAAUUAAUAUUUUGUUGGAUAUCCCCGAUGAUUUAGGACUUAAUUCAAUCUAUUUGGCAUUGAGUUUACUAACCUCUCUGUAUCCUCAGUUGUAAUCUUCGCCCAUUCUGCCCGCACUUCGCAAAGCCCCCUUACAUGUUCUUGCAUGCUGUGGAAUUAUUGUUUUUAAUAGAUCCCACAGUUGUUCAAUAGGAUGGAGAUUCAGUGACUAGGGGGGUGUUUUGAUCUGUUUUUGAAAAUUGUAGCAGAGCCAAACCUUAACGAUCUCGGAUGUGUGUUCUGGGUCGUUAUCUUAAUGGAAGCAAAUCGUUUCUGAUUUUCGGCAAAUUCUGUUUUAAAUUGUUCAGAUACCCGCAUUUAUCCAUUGUCGAUUCAAUAAAUUCUAUCUGACCCACACUAUAACGCCAAUACCGUCGUGUUUGACUUUGCCAAUCUCCAACUUUCCCCCACUAAAUCCACGGCGACCCUCUUUACCACCUGGACAAAGGAGGUCAAACUUUCCCUUAAGGUAAAAGUCGACGACACACCAAUUCCGACGGUAAACAACCCCAAGAUUUUGGGUGUAACCUUUAACAGCUUGCUCUCCUUCUCAGCGCACACAAUCGCAAUUGCCACACUGGCAUGCCCGACACUGGCGGGCCUCCUAUUACUAUUACUGUUAACAAACAAACAAACUUUACCAAUAAGAUUUUUUUCUUGUUGUAGCAUAAACAUUUCCCAUGCAUAUACGAGGAAUGCUGCUGAAGUGACAGUCCUUGGGUCGUUCCGUUUACGUAGAACCGACUCGUGGGAACGGCAGUGCUUUAUUUGACGACCUCUUAUCCCAAAAAUAAAAAAAUUGCUUUCGUCUGAAAAAAUUACUUGUUUCUUUAUUUAACUAUUAGCAAAUUUAAUGCGGUUGCUAUAUUUACUUGUUGCUGCAAUACUUACCGUUAUGUAAACGAUAAAGGAAGGAGUCUUGUUAUUUUCUUUGGUUUUGUGACUUAAGCAUGUAUUGAAAGAAUAAAUAAAUAAAAUAUGUUUUCAACUAUA